CCCACCCCCCACAAAAAAAGCACUCCUUCAAUCUCGUUGUGGCAGUUUCUUGUUGCGUUAUUGAUGAAAUUAGCAGCAGCAGCCGACGACCGCCACCAUGGAAGUUGGUCCCCCGACGACGGCCCCACGGAAAGUAAUGGUGGUCGCAGACCCCACCCACGAGUCUGCUGCAGCGCUCCAAUACACCCUGUCACAUGGCGUGGUCGAACGUGAUGAGCUGAUCCUCCUCCAUGUCGAAAACCCUAGUUCGUGGAGGACCACGCUCUCGACGCUCUUCAAGAGGCCGAGCUAUGUGGCCACAGGGAAUAGCCAAAGGGGCAGCAGUCGCGGGGCAUCCAUGGAUCAGAAUGUACACGGCGGUGACGGUGGCGGAGCUGGGGGAUUGGAGGUGGAUUUUCUUGAAGAAAUGAAGCAUGCGUGCGAGGUGGUGCAACCGAACAUUCGGGUGCGCACAGCAAGAGUAGAACUGGAAGGUAAUAAGGAUAAGGCUUCAGCUAUUCUCUCACAAUGCACGUCACAUGAGAUCGACGUGCUCAUCGUUGGGCAGCGCCGGAGUUUAUCCACAGCAAUUUUGGGAUGUAGGAGACGCGGAGGGUCAAUGAGAGGCACCAGAAUGACAGACAUGGCAGAGUAUUUGAUAGAGAACAGCAAGUGCACCUGUGUUGCGGUUCAAAAGAAGGGUCAAAAUGGAGGUUACCUUCUCAACACCAAGACAUACAGAAACUUCUGGCUCUUGGCAUGAUGAUGAUGACCCACCUGUGCUUUUGUGUUCACAAAGUGUUUCUUGCUUCAACCAAAUGAUCGCAUUCAAGAGCCUAAGAAACCACAAUUCAAGCCUUCCAACCCAAAUCUGCCUUGUAGCCCCUUGAGCUGAAAGGAAAUCUUUUUUGGCAUUUCAGUGGAGAUCAGAAAUGUUAGAGCAAUCUCCAAACAACUUCCUUGUAGUAGUGAAAACUGUGUGAAAUUGUGUAUUUCUCCGCCUGAUUCCACCACCUCAUUACUGCUGUAAAUACCAGAGACAUGGCUGGCUCCUAGGGAACCAGUCUUUUUAAUAAAGAAAACCGCAGAUUUUCUUUCUUUUGA
This is a messenger RNA of Syzygium oleosum, 1083 nucleotides long. RefSeq lists its product as uncharacterized. The coding region runs from base 98 to 742 and encodes 214 amino acids. Lineage: Eukaryota; Viridiplantae; Streptophyta; Magnoliopsida; Myrtales; Myrtaceae. The record is from RefSeq and is a predicted model, not a curated record. The transcript has 2 exons.